AUGCAGACGGGUAGGUGGCGCAGCAUGUGGACAGACGGGCGGCGCAGUGCGCUGCCUGCGGGCGGCGCGGCGCGCUGGCCUGCGGGCGGCGCGGCAGGUCGACGGGCAGGCGGCGCGGCGGGUCGACAGGCGGGCGGCGCGACGCGCGGGCCUAUGGGCGGCGCGGCGGGUCGGCGGGCGGGCUGCGCGGCUGGUCGACGGACGGGCGGCGCGGCGAGCGGGCCUACGGGCGGCACGGCGGGUCGACGGGCGGGCCUACGGGAGGCGCGACGCGCGGGCCUACGGGCGGCACAGCGGGUCGACGGGCGGGCCUACGGGCGGGUCGACGGGCAGGCCUACGGGCGGGUCGACGGGCAGGCCUACAGGCGGGUCGACGGGCGGGCCUACGGACGGCGUGACGCGCGGGCAGGCCUACGGGCGGGUCGACGGGCAGGCCUACGGGCGGGUCGACGGGCGGGUCGACGGGCGGGCAUACGGGCGGCGCGACGCGCGGGCAGGCCUACGGGCGGGUGCGCGGGCAGGCCUAUGGGCGGGUCGACGGGCAGGCCUACGGGCGGGUGCGCUAGCGGGCAGCGCGGUGCGCUGGCGUGGCACGAUGACGUUGCAAGGAUACCGGCAAGUACUGCCAUGUUCCAGUCGUCUCUUGCCAAACAAAACCUCCGCCAAUCUCACCGGCCCUCCGCGCUCUUCCUCUCCCAAUCCGGCUUUCGCGGCUCGCGUUCGAUCGCGACAGCCAUGGCGCAUCGACUCGCGGCGUCCCUGAAGUUACGGCGGGCGGCGCAGCAAGUGAUGGAGGGCGUCCUCCCGCGCGCCAACCUCGGCGAUACCACUUCAAGUGCGACUAAUGGCACCGCCCUGGCAGGAGCGCGAAGUGCCGGGAGUGCGACAGAGCACGCGGAGGCAGCAGCACAGCCGAUCCUUGAGCGUGAGGAGCGGCGGCACGGUAGCAAGCAUCAGCAUCAUCAGCAUAAGGAGCAUGGCACCGCCCACCGCCCUUCCCAGACUGCCUCCUCCCUCUACUCCCGCCGCUUCUCCCGCUCAGCUUCCCUCACUCUUCCCCACCUCUCUUCACCCAUUCCUUCCUCACACUCCCUCGCUCUCUCCGCAGGUUCCUCCCCUCCUUUGCCCUCUUCUCCUCCCUCCGCCACGCUCCCAGCUACCGCCUCUGCUUCACGUCCUUCUUCCUGCACCGCGUCUCCCUCGCACUCCCAUGACUACCCGGCCCUUCACUUCCCCUCCGCCCGCCCGUCACCACCAACUGGUGCACCGGCCAUGCUUGUGCUCCUCCCCAGAUUCACCGCACCUGCCCAGCACCCAACCCUAACACACAGCUGUGGCACAAGCCCUCCCGUAAACCCUGUCUCCAUUCUGAAAACGAGCCAGUCUUGCCCAGAUCAUCUGAAUUCUACCACCGAAUCAAAUUGCCUGGCCCGGCCGAGCCUAACUUCCUGCCUGAGCCAAGGCCGAACUUGGCGCAGCCAGAAGUCAGGGGGGACGAGCCCAGAGGAGGAUGAUUCGGAUUUGAAGCAAGCUGCGGGACCGAAGCUGGUGCGGCGUGUGUCGUUCAACAGCAUUGUGCGUGUGCGGCGGUUCAUCGAGCUUCCUCCGGAUGCUGACAGCUACUGCAACGACACUGGUGGGGGUUGUGCCACCGGCCAAAUUGCAUACAGCAACCACAAGCACCAGCGGCAGCAGCAGCAGCAGCAAAAGACAGAACUCCUUGACUCUCACUCUGCCCCACGUGAAUGUUUCAACAGUCACCCUCUUGCCUCCGUACGGCCCCCCUCCGUCCUUUCCUCGUACCCCGUUUCUUCCCCCACCUCCACCUCUUCCCCCUCGUCCCCCUCCUCUCCAUCCUCCCAAUCUUCCCACUCCUUCCUCUCUUCCCCCUCCUCCCAAACUUCCCCCUCCUCCCACUACUCCCUAUCCUCCCCCUCCUCCCCUUCCUGCCCCUCGUACCCCUCCUCCCCCCGUUCCCUCUCCCCCUCCUCUUCCUCGCUUUCGCCCCGCUGCCCCACACCCCCACCUGCCCACAUGCGCAAGUGUCUGCCCCCGUCGCCCACUGCCAGAAGGCUGAGAGCACAGCUGAGAGCAGCGGCAGCAAGGCAGGCCAGUGAGCAGCCUGUGGGAGGCACGGGUGGUGGGAUCUUCUUCUGA
Messenger RNA from Closterium sp. Naga37s-1, 2157 nucleotides. The record is from the annotation of a GenBank genome assembly. NCBI's taxonomy places the organism in Eukaryota, Viridiplantae, Streptophyta, Zygnematophyceae, Desmidiales, Closteriaceae.